AUGGCGUCGGAUGCCGGAAGCCUUGCGUCCAGUGUCGAUGCCGUACUCCAGGAUGCCGCAGCUCUGCAGGCUUUUCGGGAAUGGAUUCGAUUAGAUCCAUCGCGACCACUGGAUUGCCUUUCUCUUCAUUUCGCUAUAAAAGGCUACCAAACUUAUCUAUCCAGAAACGAACCUAACACCUCCAGUAUGGCAUGCACAUUACACAGAAAAUUUAUUAGUCAACGUACGGGUACGUGUUCGUUCCUACCGUCCUCGGUACGGAAAGAAAUGUCCACAAGAGUGCAUGCCCUUAACAGCCAGCAUCCACCGUAUCCGGAACUAUUCGAUCCGGUACAGCCAGCGUUAAAGAAGCAGCUUAACGCUCUUCAUUCACAAUUUGUCUCAUCGCAUAGUUUUCUAGCGUAUCUUGCUCGAAAUGGAAGUGAAGGAUCUUCUUCGGCGACACCUGUAGAUGAAUUUCAUCUGGUGCCGAUUCCAUGUCUUGCACCAACGUCAACUUUGAUGCGUGAUUCAAGCAAGAAGACUAAAGGGUCAAAGGCAAGAGCUUACUCCUGCGAUGCUUCUACAAGUCGUGACAGCAAUGAAAAACCUAUCGCAAUCGAUAGGGAAAGACAUUUGUUUAAGCAUACCGAUGGUUCAAUACGACAUGAUAUUCCGGAAGCACGAGAGGCAUUCGCCUCCGUUUUAACCGAAAGGCUGGAAGUGAUUAGUCGAGAAUUGGAUCGAAGCGACGCAAAUACGUAUGCUCGGGAUUUGCCGAGGGAUCUGGCCACUUGUUCCCUUUUGCCUUCACUUCAUGACAGUCGAAUAUUGGAGGAGACGACUAGCGAUGAAGAGGUGGAGAAAUAUGUUGGACGUAUUGAGGGUGCUCGUCGUAGAUCCGAAUCCGCUUCACCUGUUCUCUUCAACUUUCGUCCGAACAAAGCAAAUCCAUACGAGAACGGAUUUGCUCCACCACCACCAGCACAGGAGUCACAAUUCUCAUUCUCGGACAUACCGACUCCACCAGUAUUCUCCACACCGAAAAGAUCAAUGGAUUAUCGAUUUUCGGAUUCAAGCGGUUUCUGCAGUUCAGAAAGUGCUUAUCUGUCGGAUCGAAGUUUUGGGAGGAAGAAAAUUGGUCUUGAUAUCCAUUCGUAUCAUCUUGGAACAAGCAGUCUUUCUCGAAGACAACACUUAACCUUACCAAAUCAGAACAUUUUUAACACUUUACAUUGUCGCCCGGUUACUGCUGCUUCGUUAACUCUUACACUUCGUGAAAACGGACAACCACCAAUGGUGGCGAAAAUUCCGUCCGAGAUGAUCACUUUGGUGAAAUUCCGGCGAAUUUUUGGGAUUUCACGUGCGGAGAAUAAAAGGUUCCUCUUCAAAAGCACCUGUGAGGAUGGUUCAGCACCGUUCCAGUGGAGUUUAAUUACCGAUGAUAAUGCGGUUCUACCAUUAUUCGACGGGAAAAUUACUGCUGAAUGCCGUCAUUUUGACGAAUCCGACUAG
Messenger RNA from Necator americanus (New World hookworm), 1494 nucleotides. RefSeq lists its product as uncharacterized. Gene Ontology annotation, molecular function: protein kinase binding; molecular adaptor activity; ubiquitin protein ligase binding. Gene Ontology annotation, biological process: positive regulation of proteasomal ubiquitin-dependent protein catabolic process; positive regulation of protein kinase activity; negative regulation of canonical Wnt signaling pathway. NCBI's taxonomy places the organism in Eukaryota, Metazoa, Nematoda, Chromadorea, Rhabditida, Ancylostomatidae. The transcript has 12 exons. The record is from RefSeq and is a predicted model, not a curated record. Gene Ontology annotation, cellular component: beta-catenin destruction complex; plasma membrane; nucleus. The coding region runs from base 1 to 1494 and encodes 497 amino acids.